Thunnus maccoyii (southern bluefin tuna) is the source of this 1782-nucleotide messenger RNA. Its product is annotated as translation initiation factor IF-2-like. The record is from RefSeq and is a predicted model, not a curated record. The transcript is spliced from 8 exons. Lineage: Eukaryota; Metazoa; Chordata; Actinopteri; Scombriformes; Scombridae. The coding region runs from base 145 to 1563 and encodes 472 amino acids.
UGUUGAAGCCAAAGGUAGCACGCAGGAAGGGAAAAGACAAACAGCACAACUCUGGAGUGUUGAGCCGAUGCAGUAGCUGCAGCUUUUCCCCCUCCUUUUUAAAAUCUUUUGCAGUAAGAUAAAGUCUCAGACUGAACCUCAGACAUGUCAGGGAGAUAUUUUGAAAUCUCAAGAGAGAACUGCAAUUUUGGGAAUUACAUCCCGUCAGGUCGACAGCUUCCCAGGACUCCUCCUUUGACGGAUGUGAAGAGACACCUGGAUUUUGGCGGUGAAGAUCCAAAUAAUGAUUGUGCAGAACUACAGCAGAAUGUGGAGGCAGGGAGUGGAGAUCAAGAUGACCCAAACAGGACAUUUGACUUGAACACUCAUGAUGCAAAACCAGUCUGCUUGGAAAACAUUUUUAAACCAGAUGACCCCAAAUCAUUGCUAAAGGGGAUGAAGGGGUAUUCGUUGACGGCAGGUGACUUGGAGUUCAUAGAGAAGAUGAAAGAAGAGAAACUAAUUAAAAAACUACAAGGAGACCUGGAGGAUGUGCAGAGGUUGUUAAAAAAGGAAACGAUGGCCUUAGAGUUGACACUGGCUUGCAGGGAGAAAGCACUGGCUGAACUUAACAAGUUUCCAUCCUGUGAAGAGCUCACUGAGUGGGUUAAAGUGGUCCUCAAAAUGACAUCACCAUUGUCUGAAUUAUCAGACCUAGACGCCAAGUCUCUCCUGACCAUGGUGACGAAAGAAAAUGUCCAAAAAGCUGUGGAAGAGAAGAGGAUUGGGCUUACUCACAUGGAAAAGAUGUUGGCAAACAAGAAGAAGGAGGAGGCUGAAGAGAGAGGGCAGCUUGAAAAACAAAUUGCCAAUGAACAGCUGAAGGUACAAGGGUUGAUGAGCCAGUUAUCGGACCUGAAAUCUGAACUUGCACAACAAAAGAUAAUAAAUCUGAUUUUGCAGGAAGCUUAUGAAGCUCUUCAAAUGCAGAUCAACAUCCAAGAAGUGAAAGAAAGCAAAGGGGAUACAUUAGAGGAACUGCAAGUCUCCAAAACCCGUGUGAAACGAGGAAAGGAAAGAAAAAAGGCUGUUACACCUACUGAAAGAUUGCAAGAUGCAACAAACCAAAGUCAACCAACAGGCAUGAACUCAAGCUCUCAACAAACAGUGAUUGAAACAGACAACCAGACCAGCUUGAAAGAUGAUGCACAUAUGAACACAAAUGAAUCUAUGAAGACAUCAACAAAAGAGCAGACAAAACCAAAGUCUGGGGUAGAGAAACCGACGAAAUCAGUGAAGGCAGCCAGAGGGCCGCAGAAGAAAGCGGAGGAGCAGGAAUCAAAUUCAAAAGAAUCAGUGAAAGCUGUGAGAGGGAGACGACAGCCUGCUGGACCCUCUAAGACCGCAGCUCCACAACCGAAAAACCAAAGUAAAGUGAAAGCUGGGGAAAGACAGUCCACAUCACAGCAGGCGGCUUCUUCGCACCGCAGCAGAAACAAAGUUGCCGUAGCUGCGGACAAUGCUGGAGAGGAGGCACAAAACGUCGGCCUGAGAAGAUCCAAGAGGAUAGCCAGUAGGAGGUGAAUGUGUUUGACUGGCUGUUGAGCAGCACCACUGACAUGGUUUUGCUCAAUGGUGCACCUAAUGUUGGUAUAAGUAUUACAAGAUUACACUUGUUUUUACUUAAUUAAUUCUAAAUAAAAUGUAAUUCAUCUUUUAAGUGUUGUAUCAUUAAUCUGUCAUAACUGCCACUGUUUUAUUCAUGUAAAAAAAAAAAAUAUAUAACCUUUUUAUAAGAUCGGA